Molecule: messenger RNA, 2274 nt
Organism: Argentina anserina (silverweed cinquefoil)
Lineage: Eukaryota; Viridiplantae; Streptophyta; Magnoliopsida; Rosales; Rosaceae
Product: monosaccharide-sensing protein 2-like
Exons: 5
Coding region: 1-2274 (757 amino acids)
Biological process (GO): transmembrane transport
Cellular component (GO): membrane
Molecular function (GO): transmembrane transporter activity
Source: RefSeq, a predicted model, not a curated record
AUGUGGGGGGCUGUUCCUGUAGCCAUUGCUGCUGCAAUUGGAAACUUGUUACAAGGUUGGGACAAUGCAACCAUUGCAGGGGCUGUUCUUUAUAUUAAAAAGGAAUUUAAAUUGGAAACUCAACCAACAAUUGAAGGGUUGAUCGUAGCAAUGUCACUGAUCGGAGCCACAGUGAUCACAACAUUUUCAGGGCCAGUAUCAGACUCGCUUGGAAGGCGUCCCAUGCUGAUAAUCUCAUCAGUUCUAUAUUUUCUCAGUGGUUUGGUAAUGCUAUGGGCACCCAAUGUGUAUGUGCUUCUCUUGGCAAGGCUGCUAGAUGGUUUUGGGAUUGGACUAGCUGUUACUCUUGUGCCGGUCUACAUUUCCGAGACAGCCCCACCGGACAUCAGAGGACUACUAAACACUCUCCCCCAGUUUACUGGCUCCGGUGGGAUGUUCUUUUCCUACUGCAUGGUGUUUUCAAUGUCAUUGAAGGAAUCACCCAGUUGGAGAUUAAUGCUUGGAGUUCUUUCAAUCCCAUCGUUGGUUUAUUUCGCAUUGACUGUGCUUUAUCUGCCUGAGUCUCCAAGGUGGUUAGUUAGUAAAGGGAGAAUGGCCGAGGCUAAGCAGGUUUUACAAAAACUGCGUGGCAGGGAAGAUGUUCAAGGUGAGUUGGCUUUGCUGUUGGAGGGUCUUGGAGUUGGAGGGGAUACAUCAUUAGAAGAGUACAUAAUUGGUCCGGCCAAUGAUCCAGAUGGCCGUGAAGAAGCUCUAGAGAAGGAUCAAAUAAGGCUAUAUGGACCGGAGGACGGACGAGCCUCAUUAAUUGCGAGAUCAGUCACCGGACAAGCCAAUUUCGGCUUGGUGUCACGCCAAGGAAGCAUGCUGAAUCCAAAUGCGCCUUAUGUGGAUCCUCUUGUGAACCUAUUUGGUAGUGUUCAUGAGAAGCUUUUACCUGAGAACACAGCAAGUAUGCGCAGCCUCCUCAAUUUGCCUAAUAUGGGGAGCUUACUAAAUGUGGCACCACCAGCUGAGCACACCCAAGACAAAGCUGAUCAUUGGGAUUUGGAACAUGGAGAUGGUGUCGCAGCCGGGACUGAUUUUGAGGACAAUGCUAGAAAGCCAUUGCUUUCAGGUAGACAUACAGCUAGUAUGGCAAAUGACAUGCUUCCCGGAAAAUCUAUCAACUUGACCAGCUUCUUGGGUGGCAUGAAGAGGCGAAAUAGCCUCCUUAUGCCGGGAGCUGGUGGUGAAGCAGUUAGUAGGAUGGACAUUGGUGGUGGCUGGCAGUUGGCUUAUAAGUACUCGGAGCGAGUUGGCAAAGAUGGGAAGAAGACAGAAGAGUACCAAAGGGUGUAUUUGCACCAGGAGGGUGCACUAGAUCAGUCUCGCCAUGGCUCUAUGAUUGGUACAAUUCGCGGUGGCUCUAUGCUUUCAGUUGCUGGUGGUGGUGAUACUCCUCAGGAAGGUGAAUAUUUUCAGGCUUCUGCUCUUGUUAGCCAACCUUCUAUUAUUACAAAAAAUCAUAUGAGGGGGGAUGGACCUCCAAUACUUGAUCAAGAAAGUGCUGUCCAACGAUCCAGUUGGUCUGAUGUUUUGGAACCCGGAGUCAAGCGUGCAUUGUUUGUAGGCGUAUCAAUACAAAUUCUUCAGCAGUUCUCUGGCAUAAAUGGGGUUCUUUACUACACUCCUCAAAUUCUUGAGCAAGCUGGAGUUGCAGUUCUCUUAUCAAAUUUGGGCCUUAGUUCUACCUCGGCUUCUAUUCUCAUAAGUGGUCUCACAACCCUUUUGAUGCUCCCAUCUAUAGGCCUUGCCAUGAGGCUAAUGGAUGUCGCGGGCAGAAGGUCACUCUUGCUAGGCACAUUACCUAUAUUAACAGGAACGCUUCUAGUACUAAUUUUUGGCCAACUUGUCAACAUGGGCUCUGUUGUAAAUGCCACAAUUUCCACCAUAAGUGUGGUGCUCUACUUUUGCACCUUUGUCAUGGGUUUCGGACCAAUUCCCAACAUUCUUUGCUCAGAGAUCUUCCCAACUAGAGUUCGAGGAUUCUGCAUUGCGAUAUGUGCCCUCACGUUUUGGAUAGGAGACAUCAUUGUCACUUACACACUGCCUAUUUUGCUCACUUCUAUUGGUCUCGCUGGAGUCUUUGCCAUCUAUGCUGUUGUGUGCACCAUUUCUUGGGUGUUUGUUUUCUUAAAGGUUCCUGAAACAAAGGGAAUGCCCUUAGAAGUCAUAUCUGAGUUCUUUGCUGUUGGUGCAAAGCAGGCUGAGAUUGCAGAAAGAAUUAGUUCUUAA